Molecule: messenger RNA, 2838 nt
Organism: Neospora caninum
Lineage: Eukaryota; Apicomplexa; Conoidasida; Eucoccidiorida; Sarcocystidae
Exons: 4
Coding region: 1-2838 (945 amino acids)
Source: RefSeq, a predicted model, not a curated record
AUGCUGCAAGUUCAUGCGCCAGUUCUGGCAUCUGCCCGUUACGAGAAAGAUGGAAGACCUGAGCAGGUCGAAGCAGACCCCGGCGGGGGCCAUGUCCACGGGGUCCUAUGGCCAGAAGGGACAUCGGAAGGCGGUCCGAAGAAAGAGUCGACGUUGCAAGAGCUCCAAGACGAGAUCGAACGAUGCAGGAUAGCGAACGAGGAGAUGAAGCGAGCUGUGAAUGACGAGCGGGAAAGGUACGUCACCACGAUUCGGGACCUCAAGCUCCUGUGCCUCGUUCAGGACGAUGCUGAGGUUGCACGGGCGCAGUCCCGCCUCCGUCAGUACCACGGUCUGCGCCACUCGCUGGCAGAGAACUCGCUUCCCGGGUCGGCAUCGACCGAAUCAGAUCGAUUCGUCCUCGACCAAAUCGCCACAUUGAACGCUGAGCUUGACCUGGCACUUGCAGAGAAGCAAGCGCAGAAACAAAAGCGGUCCUUGAAUGGUCUUCGCGGCCAGCCGUCCUUGGAGGAUGACCGCUGUCGGGCAGCAUCGCUCCAGAGAGCUGGCGGACAAGGUGUUUUUCCGGAAAGGCGGUGUUGUGCUGGGCUGCGUCAAGAGCUGCUUCUUUCCGUCACUGCACUGCAACAGGAGAACCAGCGACUCUAUGAGGAGAACGUCCAAAUACGCCGCACGCUCGCCGCUCACGGGAAGGCUAGUGACGGAUAUCCACUGAAAUCCCGUAGACCUCCUCGAGGCCGCGCAUGCAUGAGCAAGUGGAGCAAACUGUUGAGAGGCAGAGAUGGUGGCGACUGGAUGCUCAGUGAGACGAAAGUUCGACGGUUUCUCGAGCACGAAACCUCUGCCCGUUCUUCGUCAUUCAGUCAAGCAGACCUCGCGAAAAGUAUCUUGGCCGUCUACCGGAAUACAGAGGAGAAGCUGAAAUACUAUCGGAGUCGAAACAGGGUUCUUCAAGCAAGGCUCGCCAAGCAGCGCAGUCGCGGGUCGGACGCUCGCAGAAGGCAAGACGGCAAGGAGGCAGAUGUCGGAGAUGAGGCGUUCAGCUUGGAAUGGAAAGUGGGGACGCUGGAAGCGGAGAUUAGCCGUCUCAAGCAUGUGCUAGAGCUGAGCACAGGGACAUGUCUCUCUUUGGCAACGAUUCACAAGUUUUUUCUUGAGCAGAAGACGAUUCUACAGAAACAGCUGGAGGGAGAACAAGAAGACAUCGAGGCACUAGAGGACGAGUGCAGUACAAUGAAGGAAAUGAGGCUGAUGUGUUUCGCAGAAGAGGAUGAGACUGCCGACGCAGCAGCAGAAAACCUGAGCUGUCUCGUGGGGGAGGCGGGAGAGGCUAGCCACCGGACAAGACGCGCUACGGGAUUACCCAGCAAUGCUGACGCGGUCGAAGAGGCUUUCCUCGCUGCCUAUGAGGGAGUCAUGAAUGCUGUCGAAGCCCUGAAGACUCGGCAUGCACAGACAACUGCAAGACUGGCUCAGAUACAGACGGGCCUCAUCAGUGUCGAGCAGGAUCUGAAACUUCGGGACAAAGAGCAGCGUUCUCAAAUCGAGAAGCACAUGCAAGAUCUGAACGACGCAGCUGCGGAGUACGACGGCGUAGGAGCGGGGUGGAACAGCCUCAAGCCGUGUUACGUAAGGCAAACGGUUGGUCCGGGAUCGGCCGAUCGCGAGGCUCAGACUGACAACUCAGGUAUUGCUUCACGAAGGCACUUGUAUACUGGCGACUUCGCUGUGAGCGAUAGCACCUCAGCGCCUGUAACCGUGUCAAUCAUCAACGAAGAAGACAUUGUGGUCAAACUCAUGCUCGAUGACAUGGAGUUCCCCCCCUGUCUGUACACCGCGAUUGCGGCAAUAAAGUUUCCAGAAGGAAGUCGGACAGGAGAAAGCACUUCAGGAGCCGAAAAAGCGGGCCAGGCAGCAAGUCGGUCGAAGGGAGAGGCCACUCAUCAGUCUGAGAACGCGCGCAGAGAGACGCGGCGAAAUGUGAUGAAACGGAGACGCCUGGCUGACGAAACAGACGGGAAACUCAUUGCGAACAUGCUCGAAGUCGAAUACGCGCGUGGAACGCCCUGCCUCAUCCUGAAGGACCAACAGGAGCCUGCUGCGACGUCGCAAGACUCUCGGCCCCUGACGUCCUACGUGGAAGAUUGCUUAUACAACGACAAGCUUUCCUUUUGCCAUGCCCUUCUCGUCUACGGCACUCCACUCCUCCUGCUCAUGAUCCAGUGUGCAAAACGCCGGUAUGGAAUGCUGUUCUUCCACCUGUGCAUGUACAACAGUUUGUCUGGGUGGGUCAAAUAUGUCUCUCUGCCGUCCAAAGAAAUCUGUCGUCGCUUUGGACACUCAGGAGACAGACAGCUGUUGGAGGCCUUGGGAGGCCUAAAGCGGGGUGGAAAAGUUUCUGAGGCCGCGACGGUUAACCAGAUUAUCCGACUCUUCAAAGGGUGCUUUGCGUCUGACGCCAAGACCGCCGCCACAAGCCCAUCUGCCUCUCCCACGUCCAGGCCGUUCGAACCGGAAGUGAUUCUUCUCUGCGGCUCUCUGACGCUUGGAGAAAAGUCGGAAAUCCUCAAAGAGCAACAAAUUCAUGCGGCCAAGCUAAGGCAGACUAACCGAAAAUCAAAGCACCUUGAGGCGCAGCGCUCCCCACUCACUCUGGACGCCAGCCGCUCGGGGGCGUCGAUGCAAGACGCCUCUGCAGCCCGAUCAGCGAGUGUGAUAGGUCUCAGCAAUUCCCUUUCGGGAGAGGAAAAACCCGACGAAGCUUCUGUCUUCCUGCAGCUCAAAAUAUGCAUCGACUGGGACUGCUACCUAGACGUCUCAUGCGAGUUCGAACAGUGA